Messenger RNA from Auanema sp. JU1783, 363 nucleotides. NCBI's taxonomy places the organism in Eukaryota, Metazoa, Nematoda, Chromadorea, Rhabditida, Rhabditidae. The record is from the annotation of a GenBank genome assembly.
AUGUAUUCUGCCGUUCUGAAACCAGAGAAAGAUCUGCCUGCGCUAACAAAUCUAGAUCUCCUUGCUUUAGUCGAUGUAUUGGAAAUCAAAUAUUUUAGAGGUAUCUUCAUGCGAGACAGUUUACCACCACAAGGAAUUGAAGAAAAGGAAGUAGGAAAAGUUAAUUUAGACUCUUCUAGUGGUAAAGGUACUCAUUGGGUUUGUUAUUCUAGAAAUGAGAAAAAAAUUUAUUACUUCGAUUCCUUCGGACUUGAUCCACCGAUAGAACUUCAAAAAUAUUUAAAAGAUAAAAAUAAAAAAUCAGUCAUCGAGUGCCAACAUUUCUUCUUUGUACAUCUGAGUGUGUCACAAAUUUAUUGCUGA